CCGCCCUCAUUCGACACAGACGCAAGUUGCACUUCAAUAUAGCGAGUCCUGGAAGAUUCUAGUCUUCCAGCAGCGCUAUUUUACGAAACUCGCUAAACAAUCUAAAACUAUCUCUCUCUUUCACUUCUGUGCCAACAUCCUUCCAAAAAUGAAUCCCAUGAUUGUAUUCGCUUGCUUGGCGUUGGCGUGCGGAGCUCAGGCUAGCCAGGGCUGGGCUGGUCCCCCGGCCAACAUCGCGCUGUCCCAGGAUGGCCGCAACAUCCUCGACACCCCCGAGGUAGCGCAGGCCCGCGCCGCCCACCUCUCGGCCCUGCAACAGGCCGCCCAGAACAACCCCAACCCCCAGGACGAUGGCUCAUACGAUCCCCGUUGGGACAGCGAAGAGUACUGGCAGCGCGCUGAGCAGCCCAAGUGGAACGCCGCCCCUGCCCAGCAGUGGAACGCCCCAGCCCAUAACCAGUGGAACGCUGCCCCGGCUCACAACCAGUGGAACGCCGCUCCCGCCUGGAACGCCGCCGGCCCCGCUCCCGCUCCCGUCGCCGAGACCCCUGAAGUAGCGCAGGCCCGCGCCGCUCACCUCGCCGCCCUGUCCGCCGCCAAGUCCGCCGCCCCCGCCCAGCAGUGGAACGCUGCUCCCGCGCACAACCAGUGGAACGCCGCCCCCGCCAACCAGUGGAACUCCGCCCCCGCCCACAACCAGUGGAACGCCGCCCCCGCCCACAACCAGUGGAACGGUGCUCCCUCCUGGCAAGGUGCCCCCCAACACCAGGCCGCUCAAGUCAGACUGGCCAACGACGGCUCCGGUAUCCUGGACACCCCUGAGGUAGCCGCCGCGCGCGCCGCCCACUUAGCCGCCCACCAGCAGGCCGCUCACGCCGCGCCCCCGCAGCACGCUCCCCAGCAGCACUGGUGA
Molecule: messenger RNA, 913 nt
Organism: Cydia amplana
Lineage: Eukaryota; Metazoa; Arthropoda; Insecta; Lepidoptera; Tortricidae
Gene: CPH31
Product: pupal cuticle protein-like
Exons: 2
Coding region: 149-913 (254 amino acids)
Source: RefSeq, a predicted model, not a curated record